This is a messenger RNA of Purpureocillium lilacinum, 3096 nucleotides long. RefSeq lists its product as uncharacterized. Gene Ontology annotation, molecular function: zinc ion binding; DNA-binding transcription factor activity, RNA polymerase II-specific. Lineage: Eukaryota; Fungi; Ascomycota; Sordariomycetes; Hypocreales; Ophiocordycipitaceae. Gene Ontology annotation, biological process: positive regulation of transcription by RNA polymerase II; aromatic amino acid catabolic process. The record is from RefSeq and is a predicted model, not a curated record. Gene Ontology annotation, cellular component: nucleus.
AUGGCCCAAUCUCAGUACGGCACCGCGCAGUCCAGCCCGAGCAUCUCGGCAGCCACGCCCGCCGCCCGCCCGCGCUCCAACGAGCAAUCCCAGCCGCCGCGCUCGCAGUCGCAGCAGCGCGAUGCAGACGCCGACGCCCAGCAAAACGCCCAGCACAAGCGCGUCUACCAGGCCUGCAUCCCCUGCCGCCGCCGAAAGGUCCGCUGCGACCUGGGCAGCGUCGACAACCCCCACGACCCGCCCUGCGUCCGCUGCCGCCGCGAGAGCAAGGAGUGCUACUUCUCGGCCACCCGCCGCAAGCGCAAGACGGACGACGGCGAGGGCAGCGACGCCGACGAGUACGUCAUCCGCAAUGGCCGCAAGAGGCUGCACGCCGCCGCCUCCCCGCCGCCUCGCCUCGACCGCCGCUUCUACAGCGACGUGCCUUUGACCCCCGGCGGCUCCCAUGGCCGGAGCCAACCCCUGCGGCGGCCCGACGGCUCCCGCGUGAGGGACAGGAGGAAUGGCGAGUUUGAUGGCGAAGGCGACGCAAACCAGCAGCUCGAGAACCUCGAAGCCCAGACGGUGAUGCGUCGCGAGAUGUAUGGGCCCCAUGACGCCCUCGACCUCCUCUACAAGGCAGCAACGGACAGCCCGGCCGCUAACCACAGGAGAGAGGGGAGCACCGCCUCGGGCACCACGGUGCCCGCGCCCCAGCCCACGCCGAAAGAGCCUACUGGCCGGGAAGCUCCGCGGCCGACCUCCAUGUCCGUCAAGCUGGAGCAUCAACAGCAGCUGCACCAGCAGCAGGCUGUCCAGCAGCCCAUCGACCCCGAUCUGGCCCAGCAGCCCGGCAUACGGAGCAACCCUGGCUACCUCAGCGCCCUGAGGGCCUGGAGCCGCUUCCGUUUCGUCCGCGCCGGCUGGUUCACGUCGCAAGAAGCCAUUGAGUAUAUCGACUACUACUACAAGUAUCUCUCGCCGAUGACGCCCAUAUCACCCCCGACUUUUAGCGACCCGUCCUCGCAUAUAACGUUGUUGACGGAAGAGCCCAUUCUCACCGUGACGCUGCUCACCAUUGCCUCGCGGUAUCGCCAGAUGCCGGGCACCGGCGGGCACUGUCGAUCGCACGCCAUCCCCGAUCAGCUAUGGAACUACCUGAGAGGCAUGAUUGAGCGUUGCCUCUGGGGCCAAGAAGCCUUUGGCGGUGGCUUCUGCGGCUCUGGUGGCUCUUCAGCGCUCAUCAUGGAAGAGACGGACACGAGCAGCACCGCCCCUUGGCGCGGCAUGCGCAAGGGGAGCCUGAGGACCCUCGGCACCAUCGAAUCCCUCUUGAUCCUCACUGAGUGGCACCCGCGGGCGUUGCACUUCCCUCCCCAGGAGGCCACCGACGAGCUGAUGCUCCCCGACUACGACGCGACACCUAUGGUGGGUGUCGAUCCCACGAGAAACGUCGGUGCCGGGUUCGGCGGAAAGCGAAUCGAGAGCUGGCUCGAGCCUGCGUGGAGGAGCGACCGGAUGUGCUGGAUGCUCCUCAGCACGGCAAUGGGGCUGGCGUACGAGCUUGGCGUCUUCGACGACAUCGACGAGAUGCUCAAGGACGAUGCCAUCACUCGACCCGAGUUCCAGGACGAAGGCUACCGGACGAGAGCGAACCGUAUCAAGCGGUUGCUCCUCAUCUACACGUCUCAGCUGGCCGGCCGUCUCGGCUGGACUAGCAUGACCCCUGAGCAUCUGCGCAAGGCCGAUCCCGCCGUGGCGAGGAGGCGCACAAUGUCGAGCGACGGUGCCACGCCCAGCUCCUCGUCCUUGGCGAACGGCUUCAACUACGUUCCAGACCUUGAGCUCGAUGACCAAAUCAUUCACUGCUGGGCAGGCAUCAGCAACGCCAUGCAUCUUGGAAACGAGAAGCUGUUCCGCUCGCGGCAACAUACCACGGAAAUCAUACAGACCGGCAAGUACGUCGAGUUGCUGCGAGAGUUUGCUCCCAUGCUUCGAGACUGGUACCGCGAGUUUGAACUUUUCCGUCUGCCUCAAUUCAUCAGGCACAUUCUGACCAUUGAGUACGAAUACGUGCGCAUCUACGUCAACUCCCUGUCGCUGCAGGCGGUCGUCGAGCGAUGCACCAACAAUGCCGGCAACACGGCCGCAGCUAAUGGCGACGGACAGGCGACGAAUCAGCAGCUGUCGCCGCAAACCAUGAUAAACUACGGCAAGCUCCCGCUCGGACAGCUGGGCGGCUUCACCGUGCAUGAUCAAGAGUACGUUCGCGAGGUGGUGGACGGAUGCAGGAACUUGCUUCGGACGGUCGUCGAGGGUCUGCUCCCUGGCGGAUACCUCAAGCACGCCCCGGUGCGCACAUACUUCCGCAUCAUCAGCGGCGCCAUGUUUCUUCUCAAGACGUUUGCGCUGGGUGCCCCGCGCUCCGACGUGAAGCUGAGCAUCGAUCUCAUGGACGCAACGGUGGAGGCCCUCCGCAACUGUGUUGUGGACGACGUCCACCUUGGCAUCCGCUUCGCGGACCUCCUUGAGACGCUCACGAGCAGGCUGAGGAACCGCUUCAUUCAGGCCCCCACCAUGCAGCAAUCCUCGGGCAGGGGCCAGAGCCCCCAGCCCGAAGGCGCUGGUGCCGCAGGACCGAACGGGGAUAGCACCGCCAACUGGGUUGGCGGGCAUGCCCAACGGCUGCGGGAGGGCCUCAAUGGGCAGUACCGCGCUGGGUCUCCCACUGCCGAGGGGAACAACAUCUCGGCCACACCGUUUGACCUGUCAGCGGGCAACUUCCCCUACCCGGGCACCACCUCGAUUGGUCCGUCGACGCCGGCGGCUCAUGUCGACAGCCAUCAUCCGCCAGGCGGCGGCAUGGACAUGCAUAUGUUUGAGGAAUGGAACAACGCGGGCAACGAGAUGUGGUACCUACCGCCGGGCCCGGCCUUCUUCCAGAACAUGGAGAACAGCUCCGUCGCCAUGACGGCCGAGGGAGUCAACGUCGGCGGGCUGGACCUGCUCGAGUACAUGGCCAUGGACCCCGUGCAGUUCUCGGGCAUCGGAGAAGGCCCCGGGUCUGCGAAUGGCGCCAACAGCGGCAACAACAACGGCGGCAGCAGCGCCGCCUAA